GAUUCGUGUUAGGGAUGGCCAUGACACAUGCAAUGUGCGAUGGAUAUGGAGAAGGUCAUAUCAUGUGUGCCUUAACCGAGUUAGCUGGCGGGAAGAAAUCAACGUUGACGCCGGUCUGGGAAAGAGAAAGACUUGUGGGGAAGCCGGAAGACGAUGAUCAACCUCCGUUUCUUCCCGGUGGCGACACGGCAGCUUCACCCUACUUACCAACGGAUGAUUGGGUAACUGAGAAAAUAAAUAUUAGAGCUGAUAGCAUAAGAAGAUUGAAAGAAGCUACAUUGAAAGAGUACGGAUUCUCUAAUGAGGUUCUCACUACUUUCGAAGUUAUAGGAGCUUAUUUGUGGAAGUCAAGAGUUAAAGCUCUCAAUUUGGAUCGAGAUGGAGUCACUGUUUUGGGUUUAUCAGUAGGAAUCCGCGACGUUGUGGAUCCACCUUUGCCCGAUGGAUACUACGGUAAUGCAUAUAUCGAUAUGUACGUGCCAUUAACUGCAAGAGAAGUGGAAGAAUCUCCGAUCUCAGAUAUCGUAAAUCUCAUAAAAGAAGCCAAGAGAAAGGCUCACGAUAAAGAUUAUCUCCAAGAAGAGCUUGCAAACACUGAGAAAAUCAUUAAGAUGAAUUUAACGAUCAAAGGAAAAAAAGAUGGGUUGUUUUAUUUGACGGAUUGGAGGAAUAUCGGGAUCUUUGGAUCAAUGGAUUUUGGAUGGAAUGAGCCGGUGAAUAUGGUCCCAGUAGUCCCAUCGGAGACAGCUAGGAUGGUUAAUAUGUUCAUGCGACCAUCUAGGUUGGAAUUGGAACCGGAUAUGGUCGGAGGACUUCAGAUUGUGGUUUCAUUGCCAAGAAUUGCAAUGGUUAAGUUCAAGGAAGAGAUGAAAGCUUUAGAGUAAAGCUUGUUUUGCAACAAUAU
Molecule: messenger RNA, 904 nt
Organism: Camelina sativa (false flax)
Lineage: Eukaryota; Viridiplantae; Streptophyta; Magnoliopsida; Brassicales; Brassicaceae
Source: RefSeq, a predicted model, not a curated record